Molecule: messenger RNA, 399 nt
Organism: Rotaria socialis
Lineage: Eukaryota; Metazoa; Rotifera; Eurotatoria; Philodinida; Philodinidae
Source: the annotation of a GenBank genome assembly
AUGUUCGACCGAUUUAUCUUUCCUGUGGUCUUUUGCUUACUUUUUGCAACUACUUUAUCGAUCAAUUGCUAUUUAGGCACCGAUAGACAAUGUUUGUUAAGAAAAAAUAUGACAGAUUGUGGUACCAAUGCGACUUGCCAAUGUGUGAGCUACCGUUUUACAUGUUCACAGAGUGAUGCAAAUUGUACUACAGACGAACAAUCGACAAGAGCCAAAAAAUGGGCAUAUAAAAUAGUUUCCAAAAGUGUAUGUGAAACUAUGAAAAAGUCAACAAAUGAUUUUUCUGAUGUGAAAUGUUGUUUGCGUAAUGGAUGCAAUCGACCUGAGUAUGGAAGAUGUUCACGGUCUCAAAGUCGUCGCCGAGCACUACGGAAAAUGGCUGAUUUGCUUGAUUUUUAA